UAAAUAAUAUUUUCCAAAAUGAAGUGUAAAUUAUGCGAUGAGCGCAAGGCUGCCAUCAAAAGACCAAAGAAUGGUCAUGCAGUUUGUAAAGAGUGCUUCUUUUAUGUCUUUGAAGAGGAAGUCCAUCAUACUAUUGUCUCCAAUAACUUAUUUAAACCAGGAGAGAAGGUAGCCAUUGGAGCAUCUGGAGGAAAAGACUCGACAGUUUUGGCUCAUGUGCUUACUACUCUUAAUAAAAGGUACGACUAUGGCUUGGAUCUGUUUCUUCUCUCUGUUGAUGAAGGAAUUACUGGAUAUCGUGAUGAUUCCCUGAAAACUGUCGAGCUGAACAAAGAAUACUACCAACUUCCUCUCUUAGUCAUCUCAUAUGAAGAAAUUUACGGCUGGACAAUGGAUGAAAUUGUCAAACUUGUCGGACUAAACAACAACUGUACCUUCUGUGGAGUCUUUAGAAGACAAGCUCUCGACAGAGGAGCCUAUAAACUUGGAGUUGACAAAAUUACAACUGGUCAUAAUGCUGAUGACAUUGCUGAAACAGUACUUAUGAACAUAUUGAGAGGCGACUUUUUCAGACUUUCUAAGUGCCAUAAAAUUAUUACAGGAGAGGAUGACACAAUGCCAAGAUGCAAGCCUUUAAAAUAUUGCUAUGAAAAAGAGAUUGUCAUGUAUGCUCACUUAAAGAAGCUUGAUUACUUCUCCACAGAGUGUUCAUAUGCUCCCCAAGCAUAUAGAGGAUAUGUCAGAGAAUUGUUAAAGAAUAUGGAAAAGAUUAGGCCCAGCUCAAUUGUAGAUAUCAUUCAUAGUGCAGAAAAGAUGGAGCUAGAUAGUGAUGUUAAAAUUCCUCCUAAGUUAAGCUGUACCAAGUGUGGAUUCAUCUCAAGUAAUAAGGUAUGCAAGGCAUGUGUUUUGCUCGAUGGAUUGAACAAAGGGCGACCAAAGAUUGCAAUUGGAAAGAAAGCUAUUAUUGCUUAUGAGGAAGACAACAAAAAUCAAGAUGAAGAAGUUAAAGAGCCAGAAGAGACAAAAGAAGCUGAAGAAACCUCCGGAGAAAUUAGUAAAAGCUUCUAGUAUUUUAUAAAUUUAUUCGCAUUUCAAUCAUUA
Messenger RNA from Moneuplotes crassus, 1101 nucleotides. NCBI's taxonomy places the organism in Eukaryota, Ciliophora, Spirotrichea, Euplotida, Euplotidae. The record is from the annotation of a GenBank genome assembly.